ACUCGCGACGCAUAGACUACAAACGACAUUCGACGAGUUCACCAAGCCCCUCCCCGGCUCGGUAAUUGACAACCCCCCUGUGUUAUAUCCGCCAUUGCUUUUCAUGAGGGACACUCUCCCACAUCCUAUCCAUACUGCUUAUAAUGAUGAUUUUGUUGGAAACGAGCCUUUGGCAGCGUCAUGAUGUUUAGCUCGGCCGUCUCGGAUUUGGUGGAUAGAAGAAUCCAAUGUCGUGGCGGCAUCCGAUUUUGGAUUCACGGCACCCGCCCGGCAAGGAAAUCUCGGCUCAUCGCUGUUUCACGCCAAGAGAAGGAUGAACGGAAAAGAAACCUGGAUACACACAAAAAAAAACUUGAUAUGGGCAACCAUUUCGACAUGGCUAAACGGCCCAUGGGCGGUCCCUCUAUACCCUCGUGUUUCCCCGCCAUGUCUUCAUUACAUGGCGCGCGGAAGCAUAUGAACCACCCUUGACGAUGAAUACGCUGUUACGACCUUUUUAUGUCUAGAUAGCUGUACCGGCAUGCUCGACAAAACCCGAU
Colletotrichum navitas is the source of this 539-nucleotide messenger RNA. RefSeq lists its product as uncharacterized. The transcript has a single exon. The record is from RefSeq and is a predicted model, not a curated record. Bases 181 to 471 code for a protein of 96 amino acids. Lineage: Eukaryota; Fungi; Ascomycota; Sordariomycetes; Glomerellales; Glomerellaceae.